AUGAUAUUGUGCAAUGCCCCGCCAAGUAACGGAGGUCCUUGUCGAAGAGAUCCAAUAGACAAAUGGACCUUUGUGAAGAGCCACAAGAAUUGCGUAGAACUGGAUUAUUUUGGAUGCCCAGACACAAAAAACCUUUUCGACUCAAAAGAGGAAUGUCAAAAAGCCUGUUUUUAACUCUCAUGUGUGUCAAUAGAAUAUAAUGUGCUUAAUUAAA
Messenger RNA from Drosophila ficusphila, 214 nucleotides. Its product is annotated as kunitz-type U1-aranetoxin-Av1a. The record is from RefSeq and is a predicted model, not a curated record. The transcript is spliced from 2 exons. Lineage: Eukaryota; Metazoa; Arthropoda; Insecta; Diptera; Drosophilidae. Gene Ontology annotation, molecular function: serine-type endopeptidase inhibitor activity. The coding region runs from base 1 to 174 and encodes 57 amino acids.